Molecule: messenger RNA, 2155 nt
Organism: Ictidomys tridecemlineatus (thirteen-lined ground squirrel)
Lineage: Eukaryota; Metazoa; Chordata; Mammalia; Rodentia; Sciuridae
Source: RefSeq, a predicted model, not a curated record
GGCUCUGAGGUGCCAGCCGCGUCGCCUGACCCAAGUUCACAGGGCUCCAGCGGCGCCCCCUACCCUGCCCUGGGCCCUACGGUCUCUCCAGGGCCGCUCCGUUUUCUCCUCUGGAAAAUGAGACCCGCCAGCCCCUACCUUGCCAAGCCGUGGCGAAGUGGUGACGGUGGGGAGGAGAACUAAAACUGCCACCGCUGACCUCGACCUCGGGCGCUGCCCCGGCACUGCAGCCCACCUGGUCUUUAGGCAGCCUUAGCAGGGAAGCCUGAGGUCCCUUUGGCAGGCCCUGCAGGAGGGCAGGACUGGUCCACGCAGUGACAGAGGAACUCCAGGUUGACCGCCUCGAGGGCGAGGACCCUAGACAGCUCCCAAGAUGGGUGAAAGGAAAGGUGUCAACAAGUACUACCCUCCGGACUUCAACCCCGAGAAGCAUGGCUCCCUCAAUCGAUACCACAACAGCCACCCGCUUCGGGAGCGGGCCCGGAAGCUGUCCCAAGGCAUCCUCGUCAUCCGAUUCGAGAUGCCGUAUAACAUAUGGUGCGACGGCUGCAAGAACCACAUCGGCAUGGGUGUGCGGUACAAUGCAGAGAAAAAGAAAGUGGGCAACUACUACACGACCCCCAUCUACAGGUUCCGGAUGAAAUGCCACCUGUGCGUCAACUACAUCGAGAUGCAGACAGACCCCGCCAACUGUGACUAUGUGAUCGUGAGCGGCGCCCAGCGCAAGGAGGAACGCUGGGACAUGGCAGACAACGAGCAGGUGCUGACCACAGAGCACGAGAAGAAGCAGAGGCUGGAGGCAGACGCCAUGUUCCGCCUGGAGCACGGGGAGGCGGACCGCAGCACGCUCAAGAAGGCUCUGCCCACGCUGAGCCACAUCCAGGAGGCCCAGAGCGCCUGGAAGGACGACUUCGCCCUCAACAGCAUGCUGCGGCGGAGGUUCCGGGAAAAGAAAAAAGCCAUCCAGGAGGAGGAGGAGAGGGACCAGGCCCUGCAGGCCAAGGCCAGCCUGGCCAUCCCCCUGGUGCCCGAGUCGGAGGACGACCGCAGGCUGGCCUCCCUGCUCAGGUUCCACACCCUGGACUCCUACGAGGACAAGCAGAAACUCAAGCGCACGGAGAUCAUCAGCCGCUCCUGGUUCCCCUCCGCCCCGGGCCCCGGCAGCGCCAGCAGCAAGGCCAGCAGCGUCCUGAGGAAGCUGGCCCAGGGCCGCAGGUGCGCACCCAGCAGCUGCCCCAUCACCGUGGAGGACCUGGGCAUCGUGCGGCGGCCUCGAGACGUCCCUGGGAGCCCCCAGCCCACGGCCGAGAAGGCCAAGUCCAGGGAGCCGCAGGCACCUCAGGGGACCACCCAGGACAGACCCGCGUCCUCCCAGGACGGCUCUGAGGAGACAGCGAACCCCAAGACCUGCGGACAGCCGGGGCAGGAGGGGAAGGGUCAGGACAAGUCCCGGCCCCCAUCAGGCUCCUCCCUGGAGGCACCCGACCCUCCAGGCACACUGCAGCCCGGCAGCCUGAGCUCCUCUCUGGUGGCCGACUACUCUGACUCCGAGAGUGAGUGACGUGGACUGGACCCCUCCGGGGCCAUUAGAGCACCCGAGGCCCUGGCCCACACCCCGAGCGCCCCUCGCCGCCCCUCCCCCUUGCCCUCCUCAGCGAUGGAUUGCUAUUUAUUUGGUCCUGGUGAGGGCCUCGUGCCUUGUGGGACCCGCAUCCCCACAUUAAAGCCCUGUUCUCUGCCCGGCCUUGGGUCGCUGGACAGGCCCAGGGGCUGUCCGUCCUGCUCUGUCCAUCUGGCUCCCCGGUGGUGAGGGUUUCCAGGUGGUGGCACAGAUGGGCUGGGGUCAGGCACCUUCCUGGAAAAGGCAGCACCAGCUGAGGGUGGAGGGUGGAGAGGGGUCCAAGCAGAGGAACCGACAAGAUGGCCAGAGAUGGGGCCCAGGCGCCCGGAUCCAGAGCAGGUGCGGGAGGGGCUGUUGGUCACCAUCCUCCAGCACAGGGACACACGGAAGGGUCUUGAGGAAGGCCCCAGGGGUUCUCUGAAGGAAAGGGGGCAGAAGGUGGCCCAGAAAAUGACAUCUACAAAGGGCAUGUGGCCCGCCACCUCCCCUCAACCUGCAGAAAGACCAUCUUAUAAACACUGAUUGAGCACCUAA